This is a messenger RNA of Drosophila nasuta, 1299 nucleotides long. RefSeq lists its product as uncharacterized. Gene Ontology annotation, molecular function: nucleic acid binding. The record is from RefSeq and is a predicted model, not a curated record. The coding region runs from base 1 to 1299 and encodes 432 amino acids. Gene Ontology annotation, biological process: DNA integration. The transcript has a single exon. Lineage: Eukaryota; Metazoa; Arthropoda; Insecta; Diptera; Drosophilidae.
AUGCUUGAGAACGGAAGCAGUAUUAUGGAUCGGAAGAGCAAGCUAUUCAAAUGCUCUCCAUACUUGGACGAGCUGAGCAUACUGCGCGUCAAGGGAAGAAUCGACCUAAUAGAAGGAGUCGAAGUAAACCUAAAGCGACCCAUAAUCCUACCAAGAAGACAUCGAUUUACAUUUCUGCUGGUUGAGUCGUAUCAUCGCCGGUACCAUCAUCUGUACGACGAGAUCGUGGUCAAUGAACUACGGCAAAAGUUCCUGAUAUUUGGUCUGAGAGCCUUGGUGAGAGAGGUUUCUCAAACUUGUCCAGCAUGCCGGAUGAGGCGCGCGCGUCCUAGGCCUCCAGAAAUGGGAAGUCUACCGCGCGAGCGUUUGGCGCACCACAUGGCGCCGUUCACCUAUACAGGAGUGGAUUACUUUGGGCCCAUCGACAUCAUCGUUGGACGACGGCACGAGAAGCGCUGGGGUGUUCUGUUCACAUGCCUCACAAUUCGUGCCGUACACCUGGAUAUCGCAACGUCACUGUCAACCGACUCUUUUCUUUGUAUUCAAAAGGCAUUUAUAGCGAGACGUGGUUGCCCGCGACGAAUGAUGUCCGAUAAUGGGACUAACUUCCGAGGUGCGAGUAGAGUGUUAAAAGAUGAAGUGGAGCGUAUAUCGACCAGGGAUGUGGAGACCAAAUACCCAGAAAUGGAGUUCAUGUUCAUUCCGCCAGGCUCACCGCACAUGGGCGGUGCAUGGGAAAGAUUGGUACGCUCAACAAAGUCCAUUCUAACGGAAAUCUUGCCGCCUGGUGGAUUGCGAGAAGAAGUGCUUCGUGCUGCGUUGGCUGAUGUGGAGGGUAUUCUCAACUCACGCCCACUCACAUAUGUACCACUGAAAUCGGCAGACUCAGAAGCGUUUACACCGAACCAUUUCCUCUUGGGCCACUCUAGUGGAAUUCGUGAACGAGACAGCGAAAUCCAUAACGGUGACAAGCUUGCCAAAGGAUUCAGAAUUUCGAGCCAGUUAGCCGAUCAGUUCUGGAAAAGAUGGAUUCGAGAAUAUCUGCCAACGCUUACGCGCCGUACCAAAUGGUUCCAACCGCCGCCAGAUUCGAUCGCCGUGAAUGACAUUGUUGUUAUCGCAGAUGAGAAUGGCAAACGAAACAGCUGGCCCAAAGGAGUUGUGGUAGAUGUUCACCGAUCGAGAGACGGUCAGGUACGGAGUGCCGUAGUGCGCACUCCAGAAGGUAUUGUGACUCGCCCCGCCGUAAAGCUAGCCAAAUUAGAUUUGAAAAUUGGUAAUACACAACGCGAAUGCUAG